AUGGCCUUGGAAAUCGGUCCAAUAACAAAAUCGAGCGAAAAAUUCAAUUUUAAAGAAUUUAGAAAAUCGAUAAUCACCGCACUUAUAUUUCUAGCUAUUAUAUUUUUGUUGUAUGUGAGAAAUCGAGGUUUUAUCGAAAAAAGCGAAGUUACGCCAAGUAUUUAUGAAGAAAACAUUUGUAAAACAAAAGAAUGCAAAAUUCUAGGAAAACGAAUGGUGAGAUACUUUAUUGUAAAAAAUCUUCUGAAAAAAAGUAAAAUUAAUUUCAGAAAUCUAUAAUGAACCCAAAAAUUGAUCCAUGUGAUGAUUUUUAUGAAUCAAUUUGUGGAAAAUAUCCAAAAAAUAAUACUGAUGAAGUAAGAGAAUAUCAAAAUGAUGACUAUAAUGAUUUAUCAACAUUUAUCAAGACUUUUAAACCAGUCACGAAAUCUGAAAAAAUUGCGAUGACUGUUUUGAAAAAAUGUAUGGAAAAAUCAGAAGAACACAACAAAAUUGAUAUGAGUUAUUGGAACAAUUUACAGAAUCAUAGUUUGACCGAUGUUUUGAUUGAAGCUGCCAAAAUCAAUCCAAAAAACACUGGAUUUUUGAAAAAUAUUGUUAACAUGGCUCAUAAUUCGAAAACGAAUUCAAAAUAUUUGUAUCUUUUAAUAACUCAAGGACUAGAAAAAAAUUCGGAAAUGGAUAAACUUUUUGAUGAAAUUCUUAAGAAGAACGAAACAUUGAGAAAAUCAUAUAUUGUGAGAUUAGACGAUAGUGUUAAAAAUUCAAUAUCUUUCAUUGAUCUUCAAAAAUAUGUAUAUUUUUUGCUGCCAGAAGAAUAUCGAGGAUUGAAAAAUGAUGGAGAAUGGUAUGUUGAUAUUAAUGCAUUGCUUGUUUUGCAAGAAAUUACGAAAAUGAAUGGUGUUGAUGGAAUUAAAGAAAUUAUCAAAAAGAGAUGGAAAUCUACUAUUCUAAAAUAUUUAGUUGAACCAGAAUCAGGAAAAUGCUUCGAAAAAUUGACUAGAUUAUUUCCUGGAACUCUUGCUACUAUUUUUGUGAAGAAUUUCGUUGGGAGCAAAAAUCUUCAGAGAGCUAAUGAAUUAUUCAAGGAACUUCAGAAGGUUUUUAUUGAAAUGUUAGAGAAAAAUAAUUGGAUGGAUCAAAAGUUGAAAGAUGUUUUGAUUCAAGAAGUUUUGGAUGUGAAAUCUUCGAUUGGAAUUCCAGAUGAGCACAAAAAUCAAGAAAAUAUCGAUAAAAUGUAUGCAAGAAUCGGAGAUUAUGAAAAUCAAUUGUAUUUGGAACUUGUUCAGAAUCUUCUGAAAAUGAAUAGUGAAGAAACAUUUUUGAGAGUUUCGAGAAGAGAAGAAAUCACAUAUCAGGGAUCAACAAUUGGUUUUAAUGCCAAUUAUUUUCGCAAAAAUCAUCGAACAAGUAAGUUACUAUAUUUCUAGAUUUACAUUAAUUAUUACUUUUUAAAACAUUUCAGCCAUCGGUCCAUUUCUUCUCAACUUUCCAUAUAUCGAUAGAAAUCUACCAGAAUGGAAUAACUUUGCAACUCUUGGUUAUCUUUUGGGACAUGAAAUUGGACAUGCUUUUGAUGCUGAAGAUUUCUAUAUAAAUCCAAUGAGAAAAGAUAUUGCGAUGUCAACGAAAAUGAAACAAAUAUUCAAAGAUCGUAUUGAUUGUAUUAUCGAGAAAUAUGAUGAAUACCAAUUUUCAGAUGGAACUUUUGUGAGUUACAAAAAAAUAUGUUUUUCAAUUUUUAAAUAAAGAUUUUCAGUCAAAUGGAACUCGCACUCGAACUGAAGAUUCAGCAGAUAUGAUUGGAUUUAAUCUAGCUUAUAGAUUAUUCAAGAAAUUAAAUAAUAUUGAAAAACUGCCAAGUCUUGAAAAAUAUACAGUUGAACAACAAUAUUUUCACAGAUUGGGUUAUGUGCGUUUUUUCUAGAGCUUUUGAACACAAGAUAAAAUUGUUUGUUUUUUCAGCUUUGGAGUUCUGCUGAACUGAAUGAGUUUGCAAUUUUGUUUUCACAAUUUGAUACUCACAGUGCUUUGAAAUUUCGUGUAAAUGGAAUGAUGUCGAAUUCCGAAGAAUUUGCAAAAGCUUAUAAUUGCCCGAAAAAUAGUCCUAUGAAUCCAGAAAAGAAAUGCCCUCUGUUUAAAUAA
Molecule: messenger RNA, 2145 nt
Organism: Caenorhabditis angaria
Lineage: Eukaryota; Metazoa; Nematoda; Chromadorea; Rhabditida; Rhabditidae
Source: the annotation of a GenBank genome assembly